UGGCAUAGUAUCCGACACCAACCCCAAACCAAGUCCAACCAAACCAAAGCAGCAGCCAGUCACCCACCCACCACCGACUCUUCCCAUUUCCCUUUUCCAUCCCUUCUGCACUCCACUCUGUUUGCUGUGCGUCUCUCUCUCUCUCUCUCUCUUUCCAACCUCAACAUCAACACCAUGUCUUCCAUUUCCAAGCUCUCAAAUCCAAACCCUACUUAUUUGCCGACUUCGUUUAAUCCCAAAUCUUUCCUUCCUAAAUGUUUGAUCGACAUCAAUGCCAACAGCAGUGCUUUUACUAAAAGAGUUUCAUCAUCCAGGCUAUCUGUGUCUACUAAUCAUGCUUUCAGGGGUUCCUUGGUUGUCAGAUGUUCCCAACUUGACGGAAAUGGAAGCCAAAUCAAGAGAACAGUUCUUCAUGAUCUUUAUGAGAAAGAAGGGCAGAGUCCAUGGUAUGAUAACCUGUGUCGCCCUGUUACGGAUCUGCUUCCAUUGAUUUCUAGUGGUGUCAGAGGCGUAACCAGCAACCCAGCGAUUUUCCAGAAAGCAAUAUCAACAUCAAAUGCUUACAAUGAACAAUUCAGAGAACUUAUAGAAGCAGGAAAAGACAUUGAAAGUGCAUACUGGGAACUUGUGGUGAGGGAUAUUCAAGAUGCUUGCAAACUUUUUGAGCCAAUCUAUGAUCAAACAGAUGCAGGUGAUGGCUAUGUUUCUGUUGAAGUUUCUCCCCGACUUGCUGAUGAUACUGAAGGGACUGUUGAGGCUGCAAAAUGGCUUCAUAAAGUGGUUGAUCGUCCCAAUGUCUACAUAAAGAUUCCUGCUACAGCUGAAUGUAUUCCUUCAAUCAAGGAAGUUAUUUCACUUGGCAUAAGCGUCAAUGUUACUCUCAUAUUCUCCCUCGCUAGAUAUGAAGCGGUAAUUGAUGCUUACUUGGAUGGCCUUGAGGACUCUGGGCUAAAUGAUCUCUCCAGGGUUACAAGUGUUGCUUCCUUCUUCGUUAGUCGGGUAGACACACUUGCUGACAAAAUGCUUGAGAAGAUUGGAACACCAGAGGCCCUUGAUCUCCGAGGAAAGGCUGCGAAUGCUCAAGCAGCUUUGGCAUAUAAGCUCUACCAGAAGAAAUUCUCUGGUCCCAGAUGGGAGGCUCUGGUGAAGAAAGGUGCCAAGAAGCAGAGGCUAUUGUGGGCAUCCACCAGUGUCAAGAACCCCGCUUACCCUGACACUUUAUAUGUUGCCCCUCUCAUUGGACCCGACACAGUUUCAACCAUGCCUGACCAAGCACUCCAAGCAUUUAUUGACCAUGGGAUUGUGUCGAGGACAAUUGAUUCAAAUGUAUAUGAAGCUGAAGGCAUCUAUAAUGCCCUUGAGAAGUUGGGGAUAGAAUGGGGAUAUGUUGGUUCUCAGCUUGAAGUUGAGGGAGUGGAUUCUUUCAAGAAGAGCUUUGAGAGCCUGCUUGAUAGUCUUCAAGAGAAGGCAAACUCUCUUAAACUCGUUAGCCUGUAAGCAGUGUGGUUUCUGUUGCUAUUGUCAAGACAACUCAAUAAAAGAAAUUUCAGGGUUCUUUCUCCUGCUGUAGAGGUUGUUGAUAGUGUGUAUGCCAUGUAAGAGAAUAUUGAUGUAGCAUUAAUGAGUUUGAUAAAGCUUCUAUGCAAGUGAGAACUUCUGUUUA
Molecule: messenger RNA, 1663 nt
Organism: Camellia sinensis
Lineage: Eukaryota; Viridiplantae; Streptophyta; Magnoliopsida; Ericales; Theaceae
Biological process (GO): carbohydrate metabolic process; pentose-phosphate shunt
Cellular component (GO): intracellular anatomical structure; cytoplasm
Molecular function (GO): transaldolase activity
Source: RefSeq, a predicted model, not a curated record